This is a messenger RNA of Encephalitozoon hellem ATCC 50504, 528 nucleotides long. RefSeq lists its product as uncharacterized. The record is from RefSeq and is a predicted model, not a curated record. The transcript has a single exon. Gene Ontology annotation, biological process: double-strand break repair via break-induced replication; DNA replication. Gene Ontology annotation, cellular component: nucleus; GINS complex. NCBI's taxonomy places the organism in Eukaryota, Fungi, Microsporidia, Unikaryonidae. The coding region runs from base 1 to 528 and encodes 175 amino acids.
AUGGUAAUGUCUCCAGAGGAGAUUCUUCAUAUUGCGUACGAAGAGCUGGUUGAGAUAGAGCCCACCACCUCAAUACCGGAGCUGUGUCUUAUGGACAGAGUUUAUCCUCCGAUGGUGCCUCUGGACAUAGUAAAGAUCCCACUAUAUGCUGCCUUGCUCCUGAAGAAAUCAAAUAUGUGCAAAAUAAGACUCCCGUUGUACUUGCAACUAGAAAAUCUCAAGGCAGCAGUGGAUACAGAAGUAGAAAAAGUCGACGAGUACUCACGCAUCCACCCGUACUUUUUCCCCCUUGCAAAAGAGCUUCUGGAAUGCUGCUACAACACAGAGAACAUAGAGGAAAGCAAAGUGAUGGUUGAAAAGAUCAGGGAGAUAAGACUUGCAAAAACACUCAAGGGCAUCAAAUGCUUAGACGGAAGAGCCUUGAACAUGAACAAUAUAACACUAUUUGAAUUCAAUGAGGUUAAGGAGCUUAUUAUCGGGUCUACGGAAGUUGGGAGGAAGAUCGAGAGUCUAUCCAAAGGCCAAUGA